GAAAAUCAUAGGCUCUCUCUCAAUUUUUUUUUUCUCUUUCUUUCUCUGAGCGCUGAAAGGGUUUUCUAGGGUUUGAUAUAUUAGCGCAUUGCAACGGCUCUGCCCUGAGAUCCAGAUUUUGAAUUGGAUUCCAUGCAAAGCGUUUUGUUAGGGUUUAUGUUUUUAUUCUAAAAAAAAACCGAAUUAGAUUUUCCUGGGCGAGCGCAUUGGAUUAUGCUUCCCGAUUCGGCGCAUCUCUCUCUCUAUCGCGAUCUUUGGUUUUUUGCAUUCUUGGGGGUUUAUACAAGGAUUCAAGAUUUAGGUUUUUUUUUAUUAAUUUGACCCUCGUAAGUUCUUUGAAUUAUUUACUAUCUGGCUCUGUUCUGCUUUUUAAUUUGAAAGAGCUUUUCUUUUUUGGAUCUGAAAGUGGGUAAUUAAGUGAUUUUGAGGAAUUACAAGGUGGAUUCGAUUCUUUUAGGUUUUAUAUAGUUUUCGAGGAUUUGGGGAUGACAUUGGUUGGCAUAAUUAAAAAAGGUUUCGGUUAUACUCAAUUUUUCGUUCCCCGAUUUGUGUUAUUGUUCGUAUAUUUUGCGACUUUGUGAAAUUGUGAAAAAAAUGAAAUUUGACAUUACUGGAGGAUAGGAAGAACUGUUAAAUUCAACUGAAAAAUAUCAAAGUAUAUUAUUUUUGAAAUUGUCGAGGAAGGAAUAAGUGCUGGUAUUCGUUUAGGGGGCUGAAUCGUCUCAUUAAGAUCAUUUCGAAACGUCGGAAGUUAAAUAGGUGACUAAACGGGUAAUGUUAGAAAUCUUUAAGAUUUAAAGUGUUGUGAACCGGAACGUUGUUUUGGCAAGAAACUUUUAUUACCGGGUAUGUGGCUAUCAGUAGAUUGAAGUUGGAGACAAUAAUUGAUUGCCCCUGUUGAUAUGUGCAGUAGUUGCAAGUUAAUCUUAUGGCACCAACUGUUCCCAUAGAGUUUGCUGGGCAGAAGGAAUCUAGAAAGUUCUCACUUUCGCAAACGAUGGGAAAGUCUCGAAAGUACUCUGGAGGGCAUUCUUCUGGUUUUGUUCAGUACUCAAAAGGGCAUUCUUCUACUGGUUUUGUUCCGGAUUACCGUCAUGCUGCUGUUGAGACAAUGGGAGAAUCAGAAGGGUUUGGAAGUUCAGGACGUGUUGACGUGGAAAUGACUGCUUCAGAGGAUUCAUUUGCACCUAAGAGAAAAAGCAUUAGCUUAAAUAUGAAUGGUUAUGAUAGUUUUGGUGUACCUAUGCAAGUUUUGUCAUUUUCAAGGAUGUCACGAUCUGAAAGGAAGGAUUUAGAGAUGAAGUUGAAAAUGGAACUUGAACAAAUCCGUACACUUCAGACCAAAGUUGAGAGUCUGAGUACAAAUGUUGUUGUGUUAUCACCAUCUAGUGAUAUUCGGAGCUGCAGUGAUGGAAAGAAAAGGCCUCCACUUGAGAGUAUACAUAGGUUGCCGGAGGUAUCGGCUCCACCGAGUAACAAAAAGGCUCCUCCUGGGCGUAAUGGACAGCGGACAAAAAGAAGUUCAUCUGGCCGUUUUGAGUUGGUAAAAUCCCAACCACCAGCUAAAACUUCAAUUGCUAUGUUGAUGAAGCAGUGUGAAAAUCUGUUGAUGCGGAUGAUGUCACAUCAAUAUGCUUGGGUGUUCAACACUCCGGUUGACAUAGUGAAGUUGAACAUUCCAGAUUAUUUUACAGUCAUUAAGCAUCCAAUGGAUUUUAGCACUGUGAAGGGAAAGAUAGCUUCAGGUCAAUAUUCAAGUCCUUUGGGUUUUGCUGAUGAUAUAAGGCUUACUUUUUCAAAUGCAAUGACUUACAACCCUCCUGGAAAUGAUGUUCACGUUAUGGCUGCGACACUUAGUAAAUAUUUUGAAGUGAGAUGGAAAGCUAUAGAAAAGAAGCUUCAGGUAUCAACAGAUGUUCAAUUAUUGCCUUCAAGAGUUGAUCUUCAGUCAGACACCGGAACUACCGAUCAACUACCACCUUCAAAAAAGAAGAAAAUUACACCUCCUGUGUCUGCUCACGAGCCAGAGACUGUCCGGCAGAUCAUAAAUCAGGAGGAGAAAGAUAAGCUGAGUAAUGAUUUGGAGGCUUACAUGGCAGAAUUGCCUGAAAAUAUUAUUAGUUUCCUAAAAGCACAUUGUGAUGGCCAAGGCGAUGAAGAUGAGAUUGAGAUUGAUAUGGAUGCUCUUGGUAAUGAUAACCUGAUUGUCUUACGGAAGCUUUUGGAUGAGUAUGUGCUGGAAAAGCAGAAAGCUGCGGCGAAAGCUGAACCUUGUGAAAUGGAGCUUCUUAAUGAGUCAGGACUUAGCAACUCGUCGAUGCAACCAUGUAAAGGCAAUGAUACGGUGGAUGAGGAUGUGGAUGUUGUUGGGGGAAAUGAUCCGCCCAUUUCAACCUUUCCACCGGUGGAAAUAGAGAAAGAUGCAGCUCAUAGAAACAGUAAAUGCAAUAGCUCCAGUAGUGAAUCAGGCUCUUCAUCAAGUGAUUCUGAUUCUGCUAGUUCAUCUGAAAGUGAAUCAAAUGCUGUUAAAGCUUCUGUUCCUGAUACUGCUGCAGAGGAAAAGUUAAAUUCUGGACCAAGCUUAGAUCAGAAGAGAAGUGAUCUUGGUGAUUCAGAAAUUGGAAAUCAUUUAUUAAAUGAGGAGGCUCAGGUAGAGCAAAAUUCGAACUCCAAGCCACUUUCAGUUGAGGUGGAUAACCUUCAAGAGGGGGAGAGUGCUCCGUCUGAGAGGCAAGUCUCCCCCGAAAAGCUCUACCGUGCAGCUAUAUUGAGGAGACGCUUUGCUGACACCAUACUUAAAGCUAGAGAGAAGGCACUUGAAAAGGGUGAAAAGCGAGAUCCUGAAAAACUAAGAAAGGAGAGAGAAGAACUUGAAAGGCGGCAAAAAGAAGAGAAAGCUCGAUUGCAAGCAGAGGCAAAGGCUGCUGAAGAGGCUCGAAAGAAGGCUGAAGAAGACGCUGCAGCUGAAGCAAGAAAGAAGAGGGAAUCAGAGAGAGAAGCUGCGCGACAAGCAUUACAACUGAUGGAGAAGACCGUCGAUAUUAAUGAGAACAGUCAGUUUAUGGAAGAUCUAGAAUUGCUCAGGGUUUCCGGUGAUGAACAGUUACCAACUUUCAUGGACGAGGCUAGCCCUGAGCUUUCUCAGAAUGGGUUAGGUAGUUUCAAAAUGCAGGGUAACCCCUUAGAACAACUUGGAUUAUACAUGAAGGAUGAUGAGGAAGACGAGGAAGAGGAAGGCCUGCAAGCUCAGGAACUUGCAACAGAACAAACGAACGAUGUAGAGGAAGGAGAGAUUGAUUAAAUCAGUCAGUGACUUUCUUCUGUUUAUUCUUGUUGCCUAGUCAAGCAAGAGUGGAAAAUGGUGAACCUGAGGAAUGUUGGCACUUGAUUAAAAUCUACUUUUGCAACCUGUCUUUGGCCAGAAAAUUCUUAUAUCUUUUCCUGUUUUUGGCCAGCAAUCUUCAAACCUUAGAAUAUAAGAGUAUGAACAGGCAAGAGAAACAUGAUCAGCUGCUAUGGGUUUUGGAUUGGGUUUGGGUGCUUUGUGAUUGCUUAUCUUGCUUGGACUCGGGUUGGGGGAUUUCGGUUACCGGUACAUAUCUAUGAGUGUCAGAUCCUUUUUGUUCUUCUAAAGUUUGGGAAAUGGGGGUUUGGCAAAAAAGGAUCCAAGCUUUAGAUACAGCUCUGUGGAUACGAUUUUAGAAACAUUAAAUGUUAAAGAAAUUUAUAUACUAAUGAUUUUAGA
Ziziphus jujuba (common jujube) is the source of this 3745-nucleotide messenger RNA. RefSeq names its product transcription factor GTE10. The coding region runs from base 929 to 3301 and encodes 790 amino acids. NCBI's taxonomy places the organism in Eukaryota, Viridiplantae, Streptophyta, Magnoliopsida, Rosales, Rhamnaceae. The record is from RefSeq and is a predicted model, not a curated record. The transcript has 10 exons. Gene Ontology annotation, molecular function: protein binding.